GGGGAGGGAGAUUCACGGCGGAGCAGCGGCGGCGUCGCAGCGCUACAACCCGAGCGGCGGUCGGGCUUUGUUUUGUGGAUGUGAAUGAGCUCCAUCGCCUCCCGCAGAAAUGUGGACGGAUAUACGGACGUUGCUACUUUUUCAUUUAUUUGCGCUGGGGCUUCAUCUGUCCGAAGCAACGGACGAGUGUGAGGAUGGACAAUUCCAGUGCAACAACAAAAGGUGCAUACCGACCAUCUGGAGGUGCGACGACGACGACGACUGCUCGGACAACAGCGACGAGGAGAACUGCCCCAGGAAGACCUGUGCGCCUGCAGAGUUCGCCUGCCUGAACGGCCAGUGCGUCCCGGGGCGCUGGCGCUGCGACGGGGAGCCCGAGUGUCCCGACGGGUCGGACGAGGCCGAGGAAACCUGCAGCAAACAGACGUGUCCGCCGGAGAAGUUCGACUGCGGGGGCUCCACUAACAAGUGUGUCUCGUUGUCAUGGCGAUGCGACGGGGAGAAGGACUGCGAGAACGGCGCGGACGAGGAGGACUGCGCCUCUGACGCCAAGGCCUGUCCCAGCGGGGAGUUCAUGUGCGCCAACAGGAAGUGCCUGGCCGCCGUGUACGUGUGCGACGGCGACGACGACUGUGGCGACGGCAGCGACGAGCUCAAGUGCGCGGCGCCGCUGACCUGCGGGCCCAACCACCUCCGCUGCAACACGUCCGAGUGCGUGCCGCUCAUGUGGAGCUGCGACGGCGACCCCGACUGCUCCGACAGCUCGGACGAGGGGCCCGAGCGCUGCGGCGGCGACGGCGCGCCGUACCCGCCCAGCCGCCGGGCCAACUGCACCGCCGGGGAGUUCCGCUGCGCCAACGGCGAGUGCGUGCGCCUGACGUGGAAGUGCGACGGAGAUCCGGACUGCAAGGACAAAUCAGACGAGUCUGACUGCCCGCUGUUGACGUGCCGCCCCGACGAGUUCCAGUGCGGCGACGGCUCGUGCAUCCACGGCACCAAGCAGUGCAACAAGGUCCACGACUGUCUGGACCACAGCGACGAGUCCGGCUGUGUCAACGCCACCAAAUGCGAGGGCCCGCUGAAGUUCCUGUGCAAGAACGGCGAGUGCAUCGACAGCUCCAAGGUGUGCGACUCGGUCAAGGACUGCAAGGACCGAUCAGACGAGCCCAAGAAGGAGUGUGGGCUCAACGAGUGCAUGAUCAACAACGGCGGCUGCUCCCACGUCUGCAUGGACCGGCCCAUAGGCUUCGAGUGCCAGUGCCCCACCGGGUACCAGCUGUUGGACAAGAAGACGUGCGGAGACAUCGACGAGUGUGAGAACCCCGACGCCUGCAGCCAGAUCUGCAUCAACUACAAGGGGGAUUUCAAGUGCGAGUGCUAUGAAGGCUACGAGAUGGACCCCGUCACCAAGACCUGCAAAGCCGAGGGGAAGAGUCCCUACCUGCUCUUCACCAACCGGCACGAGAUCCGGCGCGUGGACCUGGUGAAGAGGGAGUACAGCCAGGUGGUGUCCACUCAGAAGAACGCCGUGGCCCUGGACCUGGACGUGGCCAACAACCGCAUCUUCUGGUGCGACCGCUUCCACCGCAGAAUUUACAGCGCCUUCAUCCACGAGGCCAGCGACCCCUCCCAGCAGGUGCCGCUGGUGGACUCGUCCCUGAAGACCCCCGUGGGCCUGGCUCUGGACUGGCUCCAGCACAACCUGUACUGGACCGACUCCGGGGACAAGUCCAUCUCCGUGGCGUCGGUGGACGGCACCAAGCGGCGCGUCCUCGUCAGUACCGAUCUGAGCGAACCCCGGGCCAUAGCGCUGGACCCCCACCACGGCUUCAUGUACUGGUCGGACUGGGGCACGCGAGCCAAGAUAGAGAAGGCCGGGAUGAACGGAGUGGACCGACAGGUGCUGGUGGCUGAUAACAUUGAGUGGCCCAACGGCAUCACUCUAGACGUAGUCAACCGGCGUUUGUACUGGGUGGACUCCAAGCUGCACCUCAUCGCCAGCGUGGACCUGAACGGAGCUCACCGCCGAACGCACAUGGCGUCUGCGGAGAGACUGGGACACCCCUACGCUCUGGCCGUGUUCGAGGAUCGUAUCUACUGGACGGACAGGGACCGGGCCGCGGUCUUCAUGGCCAACAGGCUGACGGGCCAGGACGUCCACGCCCUCGCUGAGAACCUCAACGACCCCCAUGACAUCGUGGUCUUCCACCAGCUCCGGCAGCCGCAAGGCCCAGACAGCUGUAAUCUGGGCAGCGUGGCCAACGGAGGCUGCGAGUACUUGUGUCUGAAGGCGCCGCAGAUCACCGAGCACUCGCCCAAGUACACGUGCGCCUGCCCCGACGGCCAGGACCUGGGGCCCGAUAUGAGGGGCUGCGUGCCCGCAGCUCCCAGGAGCGACCUGACCUCCAGCGGACCCCUUCCCACCGGGCUCACGCCCGGCCCCAGAGCUGCCGCCGGCGGCUUCUCUCCGGCCCCGGGUGGCGUGUCGCAGGCCGACGCCACCCCCCGCCUCACCACCGCUCCCUCCGGCGCCCCGGAGGCGCUCGCGCCCCUCAGCACGCUCAAGCCCGUGUCGUCGCAGGAGUCCAAGGCGCUGGGCUCCCACUCCACGGCCACCGCCACGCUGGUCCCCACCACGCCGGCCGGCGACAGCAGCGUCUCCCAGCACUCUGGAAGCGAGAAUUUCCUCCUGGGUGAGAACCUGACCGUGGCCGUCCUGGGAGUGGUCAUCCCCAUCGUUCCUAUCGUUGCCACAGUGGUGUUCGGCCUGGUCUGCACCGGCGUCUACCUGGUGUGGCGCAACUGGCGGCGCAACUCCACCAAGAGCAUGAACUUCGACAACCCGGUGUACCGCAAGACCACCGGCGAGGGCGAGGAGGACGAGAUCCACAUCGGCCGCGCCGACGCCAUGGGGCACCACGCGCACCACCACCCGUACCCGCAGGGCGUCGGCAUGGGGGUGGUGGGGGCCGGCGGCGGCGGCACCUGCCCGCAGUUCAUCGCCCUGCCGCUAGGGGGCAGCGUGCCCGACCCCGGCACGCACUGGUACGCGGAGCAGCCCAUGCUGUCCACCGCCAAGUGACAGCGCGGCCGGAGGGGACUCGGACCGAGCUCGCCGAAGGGACGAGCACUGUUUCAUGCAGCCGUUCACAGCCAUAUCCCACGUCGGUGUCCAUCACCACCAGUGUGAACAGGAUGAGGGUUUCAUUCCUUUGUGCGCUGGUGUUGGUCUUAUUUUUAUGUUGUAUAUUUUUGCUGAGAACGAUUAAUAUGACAUUGCGUGUGGUUCUCACAUUAACCUGAACAGGUUUUUGGUUUCUCUUCAUUUGCACUGACGUACAAGUGAGUAUGUUUUGUCCUCGAUGUGAUGAUUUGGGGCUCUGUGUAUUUCCUGGCGGUCUGUGGAGGAACACUGUGUAGAAAGCAGGCGUGGCGGAGCUGGGACUGCGCCUGCGUUGAUGGGACAAUCUGUACAGAUUCAUGUUACGUCAUAGAUGUCAUUAUUAGACACGUCUCGUGUAGUUUACAUUUUUUCACUGUCAGCUUGAACCAUAAAGGAGGGUUCUACCCACAUUUGGUGCUUGCUCUCCGUUUCAAGGUGUUUUUACAGGCGAGCUGUCGGGUGGAAAUUGCACACAGCUGACUGGAGGGGUCAUGUUCUCAUCCGACCUCCAACACUCUGGGGUCUUUAGGGAGAAUUCAGCUGCUUGGCAGGUUGCAAUGAAGCGAAGGGAGAAAUACAGUACUUUGGUCUUUGUUUUCGUGCGAGUAAAGUGUGAGGACUGUUUUGCAGAAGCUGUGUCUUCCUUAUUGUGAUAUUUUUUUUUAGAUGUUAAAUGGUUUGAGAAAAGUCAUAGCCUGCAGCUUUUAGUCAGGCUACAGUGCUGCGUGGUUGACAGAAGAAAUCCUCCAGUGUUGAAAGAUUUAUUUUAUCACCUGCUUUGACUGUGACAAAUGUGGACAUAAAUACACAACGGGUGCAAUGAUAGUAAAUUAGGCAAAUGUAGAACAACAUAUGCAGUCAAACUAGAGUUUGUCGUCUUUAAACAGCCGACGUGAGAGCAGACAGUAUUGGGAUAGUGGCGGGGGGGACAUGAUGGGACGUAACCACGGAAACAAAAUAAGACUCUGGUAAAAAGAGGAUGAGAGCAACUUGUUGUGUCAGUGGAAACGUUUCAUAUCCCGUCAUCAGCAGCUACUUCAUUUAUAAACCUGAGUGCGUGUGUGUGUGUGUGUGUGUUGUCCAUUAUAAUGCAUGUGAGUGCCAAUGUUCAUCCCACAGCCAUAUUUGAAACUGUUUUGUAUGCUCUUUGUUGCACAACCCUCUUAGAAUGCCUUCUGUAUUGUGUACUGCAUGGACGACAACAGUGUAUGAAGGUGUGUGGCUACGGCUACACAGGCGUGUGUGUGUGUGUGUGUGUGGGGGGGGGCACUGAAGCCGCUUUGAGGGUGAUUUUUGAUUCAUUGAUCUGUAAAUAUGUUUUCAUAAAGGUUUUUGAUAAUGUAUUAUACAAUAAUGUAAAAGAGAAGUUGUACAUAAGAUUUUAGAUAAAGUGUUGAGGUAUAUUAAUUUAUUUGUAUAAAGAACAGCACUGCAUUCCCUGAUUGUAACAAUUAUCCACCAAAGUGGUUUAUGUUCUUUCUUGCUGUGCAUCCUUUUCGUGCAACUCUUCUGUCUUGGGUAAUCCACAUUAGACACAAUGUUCUCUGCUCCCAUCUUUGCAGCACCUCCCAAACCUCUUCACUAAACUGAUUUGUUUUUGUGCCUUUUGGUUUCAUUUACUCACUUAGUGUUCGUCAUAAAGCGGUCAGGGAUCAAGCAACUACUGUACAUGCAAAGAUGAACUGUGUUAAGACCAAACUGGUUCCACCUUUUGUUUUAUGUAAUGAAUUACAGUACUUUUGAAUAUCUCUAUAUAUUGAUAUAUAAAAUCUGACUGAAAAUCUC
Molecule: messenger RNA, 4948 nt
Organism: Betta splendens (Siamese fighting fish)
Lineage: Eukaryota; Metazoa; Chordata; Actinopteri; Anabantiformes; Osphronemidae
Product: low-density lipoprotein receptor-related protein 8-like
Exons: 18
Coding region: 110-3082 (990 amino acids)
Molecular function (GO): calcium ion binding; protein binding
Source: RefSeq, a predicted model, not a curated record